GACGUGGGGGUGUGGCCUGGCGGACAGGGCCGAAGGUGCGUCGCUUGUUUUGGUGUCUCACAAGUCACGCGACUCCGCUGGAGGAUGGACACCAAGACCGAGAGCAGCAAGCUGAUUUUUGAGAAGGAAGGAGUUUAUCUCCACACAAACGCCAAGAGGAGUAACGAGGAGACCUCCAUCCCUGGAUUCAUCUGCGUCGUCGAGCGGGAUGGAGAGCCGUUGUUGGAGUGGAGACCUGCUCGGGAUGAAGGGAAAAAUGCACCAGCCGUCUUUUAUGCCAAAAAGGACGGUGAGGGAGGAGAGGAGGAGCCGAAUUUCGACCCUGGGUACGAGCCGGACUGGGCCGUCAUCAGCACUGUGAAGCAGAGCAGAGGGACGGAGCAGAUCCCUGUUAGAGAGACGGGCCAUUGGGGUUCGUUCUCCCUGCCCCUGUCGGAGCUGUACUCUCUGCGUCGUGCUCGUUUCUCUCUGGGGAGGAACUUUGUGGUGUUGACGAGUCGAGGAGGCGACCCUCUGCCCCCGCUGCACUUCCACAGGGGUGGAACACGGGAACUGCUCCGGGCCAUGCAGAAAUACAUCCGUCUCGCACCGUCCCCGGUGGACGGUCGAUUGUUUCUGGCGUACCCUCAUGACUCAGACGCUCUCUCACACUCGUUUGAUGAGCUGCAGAUGUUUGAUGACACCAGCUCAGAUCUCGUAUCUAGGUUUAUCCAGGACCCCUAUGCCACCACGUUCGGUGGCUUCUCCAAGGUGACCAACUUCUUCAAAGGAGCUCUGAAACCCCCGGAAUCUCCUCUGCAUGCUCAGGGAAACCCGCACACUCCUCGCUUAUCCGACGACGAGCCCGGGUUCGAGCUCAUAACCUGCCAAGGGGCGGAGCUUGGACCCCGGCCGAGUGUGAGCAGAGGGGGGCCCCUGGAUAGCUGGGGGCCGUUUCUGGACUCGGAGGGGCGCGUGACAAAUCCACAAAAAGUCAAGGAGUUGGUGUUCAGAGGGGGAAUCGUUCCCUCUUUUCGGAAGGAGGUCUGGAAGUUCCUUCUGGAUUUUACCUGGAAUAGCACAUUCAAGGAGCGGGAGGAUAUCAUUCGAAGCAAAACAGACGAGUAUUUCAGGAUGAAGGUCCAGUGGAAGUCCAUCAGUGAAGAGCAGGAGAUGAGAAACUCCCUCCUCCGUGGUUACCGCAGCCUGAUUGAGCGUGACGUGAAUCGGACAGACAGACAGAAUCCGUUCUUCUCGGGGAAUGACAACCCGGGCCUGACUCUGCUAAACGACGUUCUCAUGACCUACUGCAUGUAUAACUUUGACUUGGGGUACGUUCAGGGGAUUAGUGACCUCCUGGCACCGCUGCUCUUCGUCACUCAGAAUGAAGUCGAGUCUUUCUGGUGUUUGACGGGAUUCAUGGAGCUCGUGCAUCAGAACUUUGAGGAAUCUCAGGAGGCGAUGAAACAGCAACUCUUCCAACUCAGCCUUCUGCUCCGAUCGCUCGAUCCUGAACUGUGUGAUUACCUGGACUCUCAGGACAGCGGCUCUCUGUGUUUCUGCUUCCGUUGGCUGCUUAUCUGGUAUAAGAGAGAAUUCUCCUUCGAGGAUAUCCUGCACCUCUGGGAGGUUCUGUGGACUCGUCUGCCUUGUCCUAACUUCCACCUGCUCAUAGCCUGCGCUAUCCUGGAGUCCCAGCGGGGGGAGCUGAUCGGCUCUGACCACGACUUUAACACCAUUCUCAAGCACAUCAAUGAGUUGACCAUGAAGCUGGAUCUGCAGUUGAUGCUGCAGGAUGCUGAGGGGAUUUAUCUACAACUGGCCCAGUGCAAGGAUUUGCCGGUGAAGGUUCGGGAGGUUUUGGGAAUGCCCAUCACUUUCAGCCCGGAUGAAGUGAGUUCCGAAUCAGAGCCCCGAGAAACAGACACACUACUCAGCCAAUCAGCUUCAGGGGGUGUGGCCGUCUGUCAGUCGAGUACCCAGAACGCCUCACAUCGCCCGCCUCCUACUUACCCAUAAUCCCAUAACCGUUUCUGAGAAGAAUUCUGAAUGCUAUAUAAAACAUAAGUACAUGAUGUAACUGUUCAUAUACAAGGUAUUAAUGCUAAUGAACAUUUAUAGAGUUGUUCUGAAGAGCCUGAAACAUACUUUACUAUAAUAAUAAUAAUAAUAAUAACUGUACUCCACAGGAAGGGAAAACCAGAGAAUACACAAUACUAUGAGCUGUUAUGGGUGGGUGUGUGUGUGUGUGUGUGUGCGUGUGUGUGUGUGUGUGUGUGUGUGUGUGUGUGUGUGUGUGCGUGUGUGUGUGUGUGUGUGUGCGUGUGUGUGUGUGUUUGUGUGCGUGUUAGAAUUAAUUUUCUAGUUAUUAAUUAGUUAUUAAUAAUUCAUUAAUUUAUAAAAUUCUAGGCAUAAAUGUACCUAAUUCUGAUCUGUAGAUUAUAUAAGACCAACAUCACCCUGUUCUAAUAAACCUGCCCACAUCUAACAAAGCCACGCCUACUCACAAUCCUUCAACUUUAAUAAAACUCCGCCCACUUAUGAUAACAUUUCUAAUAAAGCCCUGUUCACUCGUAAUAAAAUCUUAAAUAAAGUCCUGCCCCCUUUGAUUAAUUCUCAAAUGAAGCCCUGCCCACAUCUAGUGAAAUCUCUAAUUAUGCCCCACCCACUUUUAAUAAAACUUCCAAUAAAGCCCUGCCCCUUUCUAAUGAAAUCUCUAAUAUAGCCCCACCCACUUCUAAUGAAAUCUCUAAUAAAGCCCCACCCACUACAAAAAAAACACUAAUAAAGCCCUGCCCACUUCUAAUAAAACCUCAAAUUACAUCUCUACUAAAGCCCCACCAAUCUGUAAUAAAACACUAAUGAAACCUCACCAACCGCUAAUAAACAACUAAUUAAGCCCCGCCCAUCUGUAAUUAAACCCUGUUCACCUCUGAUAAAAAGCUCUAAAAAAGCCACACCCACUUCUUCAAAAAUUCAAAUUAAUCCUUUAAACCGAAUGAAGCCCCGCCCACGUGUUAUAAAGCUCUAACUACUCACUGGAUCUGGAACAUUUGGUGUAACAGACUGGAAAUAAUCCCACUGAAGGGGUUUCAGAUCUUCUGAACUUAUUGAAGGUGAGCAGUGUGAAAUGUUCUGUUAUGGUUACUAAAGAGAGAUUGAGAACUUUGUGUUGUUUCUGUGGCGUGUGUGUGUGUGUGUGUGUGUGUGUGUGUGUCAGUCAUUGUGUAGCUUUCUACACGUGUGUUACAGUGCAGUAAUGAGACGGUUAUGAUCUCAUGCACAUUUGCACGAUUUGGAUUCUCACAUCAGAUAUAAAUAUGAAGAAAAAUCUAUUUUUGGUUUGUUUUUAACCAUUGUUACAUUCUCUUCUCAUCAAAUCAGCUCACUCUCAAUAAAGCUGACAAACACUG
Messenger RNA from Silurus meridionalis, 3392 nucleotides. It is a transcript of the gene tbc1d17, whose product is annotated as TBC1 domain family, member 17. The record is from RefSeq and is a predicted model, not a curated record. Gene Ontology annotation, molecular function: GTPase activator activity. NCBI's taxonomy places the organism in Eukaryota, Metazoa, Chordata, Actinopteri, Siluriformes, Siluridae. Gene Ontology annotation, biological process: activation of GTPase activity.